This is a messenger RNA of Pocillopora meandrina, 930 nucleotides long. The record is from the annotation of a GenBank genome assembly. Lineage: Eukaryota; Metazoa; Cnidaria; Anthozoa; Scleractinia; Pocilloporidae.
AUGGAAAAAAGCCAGCGGCUGACCGCUGCUAUCAUUUGUGUCAUUAUCCUGACAAUCAUGAGAGUCUUUUUCACGAUAUUAUUCUUCAUUUCCAGUGUCAUUUGUAUUAUACAUGCAGAGAGCCGCGUUGAACGGUGCGAUGGUCAUCUUACCCUCUCUCAAAAAGCAGUUGACAGUCUCAACACAACUAGCACCUUUGUGGAGACUGCUGUGUCAUCAUUUCUCAUUUUUCUCAUCUUUCGAUGGAAGCCGUUUAACUACAGGAACUUUCUCAAGGCUCUUCCAAGACAAGGACACUUUUGGAUGUGGACUGCUCUGUGGAUUGCGCGAAUUUUCACAAACGUUCUAAUAGGAAUUAUCCCAGGCAUUCAGGAGAGCUACUCGGUUCUCAUCGUCCUUGGUUUUUCGUUGCCAUUAGAAUUCGCUUUGACGACAGUUUUCGCUUGUGCGCUGGCAUUUGUAGGUUUUGACAAUGUAAAAGCUUGGCUGUAUCAACACUUUCCCACUAAAGCCGCACGCAAGUUGACAUACUUGUACAGAACAAUUUUGUUUACAUAUGGCCUUCGAAUGCUUGCUUUAUUCCUGUACGACUCGUUUCUGGUAGCAAGGCAUAUUACCCGCCAAAGUGAGUACCGGGAGCUUGACAGCAUUCUUUUAGCUUUGGAUGUAUUCUAUAGAGGGAGUUUGUGCGUCUUCUUCUUCCAGAAGUUUUUUGAGUUCCCCAUACCGGAUGUCUUACAAAAAACUUUCGAAAUUAAGCGGCCUAAGGAAUUGGAUGAGCAGUUUAGCAAAUGUAGUGAAAGUUUUCGCUCGGGAUCCCCGGAAAAAUUGGAGGACGGAGAGCUGGAAGAAAAAGAAAAUGACUGUGUGUUUGGUGGAUCAGAUGUUCUCUCGCGGAAAAAAGAUAAAGAGGUAGAGCAUAUGGAGUGA